This is a messenger RNA of Phascolarctos cinereus (koala), 3016 nucleotides long. NCBI's taxonomy places the organism in Eukaryota, Metazoa, Chordata, Mammalia, Diprotodontia, Phascolarctidae. The record is from RefSeq and is a predicted model, not a curated record.
CACACACACACACACACACCCCUUCUGUGCCUCUAGCACAGUGCCUGAUCCAUAGGAGAUGCUUCAUAAACGCUUGCUGACUGACUCAGCAUCUCAGCGAUGUUGAACUGCAUUAGUAGGAACAGGAGUCCCCUCAGCCAGGGGUAUCCCUGCACCAGUGAAAUCACAGGUCCCGUUCCUGCCCAGCAGAUGUAGAGGAAGGUAUUUCCCUUCUCUGACGCUCAGUAUGAUCAUCUGCAAAAUUUAUCUAAGAUUUCUACUUCUCUUUGGGCCUCAGUUUCCCCAUUUGUUAAACAGGAGUAAAAGAUGACCAGCUCUAGAGAAGAUAAGUAUUUACAUAGCUCCUGCAAUGUGCUUUUUUACAAAUAGUAUCUCAUUUAAUCCUCACAACAACCCCGUUGAAGGUGCUAUUAUUGUCCCCAUCUUACAGUUGAGGAAACUGAGGCAAACAAGAGGUUAAGUGAUUCCCACAGCUAGUCCGGGGCUGAGGCCACAUUAGAACUCGGUCUUCCUGAUGCCAGGUCCAGCACUCCCUCACAGAGACCAUAGUUCUGGAGCUACGAUCAGAGGGUUAGGGCUUUUUCUCCUACAUUAAGAGCUGCCAACGGCAAGUUUGGCUUCUGCUUAGCUGCUGGGCUCCCCUGUGAUUUCUCACGGGGGACAGGCUGGCCCCACCCCAGCCCCUUUCCCAGCUUCUCCCCUAGCCUGGGACUGGGAAGGGGGCUGGGCCGGAGCUAACUGGUCCUCAGUCCCUCCAGCCCCCGUUGAACAAACACUCCUAAUUCCCCCGAUGGGGGGAAGCUUUGGUUGGGAUCUGGAUCCAUCUCUUAUCAUAAGAAUCCCCAGCUCCCAGAGGGGGGCGGGGGACAGGCUGCAGCUCUCCCUGUGAAUGUCCCAGCAAAACACAUCCCCAAGGAGAAGGAAAACAUUUCACUGGGCUCUGGGAAAACACUGACAAGCUCUCACAGCCCCUUGGGUGGGGGUGGGGAUGGGGGGAGGGCUUCUCUUCUCAGACAGACUUCAGAGACAAAUGGCUCAGGAAAGGAAGGGGGAGCUGUGUGAAACCGCGUGAGAAAGAACGGAAGGUGAGUGUGCAGAGACGAAGCGUACUGGACUUAGAGGGGAAACUGAGGCCCAGAGCAUCCAGAGGAUCAUAGACCCAGGGUUGGAAGUGACCUCCGAGGUCAGGUUGCCCAGCCCCUUCAUUUUACAGAAGAGGAAAUGGUGGCUCAAAGAGUGACUUGUCUAGGGUCACAUGGGUGCUGAUUGGCAGAGCCUGGGUCUAAAGACGAAAGGGUACAGUGUUAACUAGGUGUGUGGAUCCCGGGCAGGGAGGGAGGAAGAGAGGGGAUUGUGUGCCGGUGGAGGGUUGGAGUGUCUGGGGAGAGGGAGAAGGGUGCUUGAGGGCGAGAGACGGAUAAGAGGCAGUGUGAGCCAGCGAAGAACGGCUGCAUGUGAAGGAGUAGGAGGAAGCUGGCUAUGUGGCAGACGCGAGAAAGGCAGGAAGCUGGCGGGGACGGGGGUGUGCAUGCCAGGGCCCCUGACUGCCUCGGACUGAAAGGGGGGUUCAGGGAAGGAAGUAGCUGCGCCGAAGAGGCCGAAACCCGCCGGGAGAAGGGCUAAGUCUCCGGCUUCGGGGUCGCGCUGAGCCUCCGCCGGGCCGGGCCGCGCAGCCAUGGAGCCCUGGACAGCCGAGCCCCGGGGCCCGGCGCCCGACUACUACUACGAUUACUACAACGGCAGCGGCGGCGCGACGUGCGGCGGCGGCGGCGGCGGCGGCGGCGGCGAGGACGACGAGGCCGAGGACUGGGAGCUGUCCUACUCGCUGCUGCCCGUGCUCUACAUGCUCGUCUUCGUGCUCGGGCUGUCGGGCAACGGCGUGGUGAUCGUCACGGUGUGGCGCGCCCCCGGGGGCGCGGGCGCGGGCGCCGGGGCCAAGCGGCGCGCCUCGGACGCCUACAUCGGCCACCUGGCCCUGGCCGACCUGGCCUUCGUGGUGACGCUGCCGCUGUGGGCCGCGUACACGGCGCUGCGCUUCCACUGGCCCUUCGGCGCCGCGCUGUGCAAGCUCAGCAGCUACUUGGUGCUGCUCAACAUGUUCGCCAGCGCCUUCUGCCUGACGGGCCUGAGCUUCGAGCGCUACCUGGCCGUGGGCCGCUCGCUGGGCCGCCGCGGCGGCCCGGCCCCGCCGCGCGCCCGCCGCGGGGCCGCCGCGGCGCUGGCCGCGCUCUGGCUGCUGGCCGCGCUGCUGGCGCUGCCCGCGCUGCUGCUGCGGGACACCCGCGCGCGGCCGCCCGCCAACCUCACGGUGUGCGACAUGGACUUCAGCGGCGUGGCGGCCGCGCCCGAGCACGAGGCCUACUGGCUGGGCGGCCUGAGCCUGGCCACCACGCUGCUGGGCUUCGCGCUGCCCGCGGGGCUCAUGGGCGUCUUCUACUGCUGCAUCGGCUGCGCCGUGAGCCGCCACUUCGGCGCCGGGGGCCGCGGGCCGGGGGCGGCGGGCCGGGCCCCGCGGCGGCGCCUGCUGCGCCUGCUGGCCGCUCUCGUGGCCGUGUUCGCGCUCUGCUGGCUGCCCUUCCACGUCCUCAAGAGCCUCUACGUGCUCAGCUGGCUGGGCUUCCUGGCGCUGCCGUGCGCCGCGCAGGCACUCAUCGUGCGCCUGCACCCCUACGCCACCUGCCUGGCUUACGUGAACAGCUGCCUCAACCCUCUCUACGCCUUCCUGGACCGGCGCUUCCGCGCGCAGUGCCGCCGGCGCCUGCUGCCGGGGCCCCGCUGCCUUCUGCGGCCGCUGCUGCCCGGCCGUCCGGGGCGCCGCGCCCGCCCGGCCGCGUCCGGGCCCCAGCUCGGGGAGCCCGCGGCUCCCGUCUCGUCCAGCGCCAGCGCCAGCGGGGCCAGCGGCCCCACGCAGCGCUCCGAGCUGGCCUCGCUGGCCACCAAGGUGUGACAGGAUGGGCGGCGGUCGGACAGAGACUUCUCACCCGGCAGGCACCUGGGGAUCUGGGCAGAGGGAGGG